UUUAUAGCUCAGAGCGAGGCUGCACUAGAGAGAUCAGGCUCAAACUGACUACAGAUAGAACAGCAGACAGACAGAGAGAGCGAAACGGAGAGAAACAAUGAACCGAUUCGUGUCGUUGGUGUUGCUGUGGACCCUGGCGGUCCUGUCCGCUACCGGGCCCGUUACCGGGGCUGAGGAAGGGGAGAUCUCGUUCGAAUAUCACCGGUAUGAGGAACUACGGAAAGCUCUCGUUUCGGUAUGGCUGCAGUGUCCAUCAAUCACGCGCAUCUACACGGUGGGGGAGAGCUUCGAGGGCCGCGAGCUGCUGGUCCUGGAGAUGUCAGACAGCCCCGGGACGCACGAGGCUGGUGAGCCAGAGUUUAAGUACAUCGGAAACAUGCACGGCAACGAGGCGGUAGGACGGGAACUCAUCGUCUACCUGGCUCAGUACCUCUGUAACCAAUACCAACAGGGCAACGAGUCGAUCAUCGAUCUGAUCCACACCACACGUAUCCACCUGAUGCCCUCCAUGAACCCUGAUGGCUUUGAGAAAGCUGCCUCCCAGUCGGGGGAGCUGAAGGAUUGGUUCGUAGGUCGUAGUAACGCCCAGGGGGUUGACCUGAACAGGAACUUCCCUGACCUGGACCGCAUCGUCUACGGCAACGAGAAGGAGGGCGGAGCCAACAACCACCUGCUCAACAACAUGAAGAAGGCCGUCGACGAAAAUACCAAGCUAGCUCCAGAGACCAAGGCAGUGAUCAGGUGGAUAAUGGAGAUUCCAUUCGUCCUCUCAGCUAAUCUGCAUGGAGGAGAUGUGGUGGCCAACUACCCCUACGACGAGACACGCAGUGGUUCUACCCAUGAGUACAGUGCCAGUCCUGAUGACGUCACCUUUAAGUCUCUGGCGAAGUCCUACUCCCAGUUUAAUCCUGUGAUGUCAGACCCCCAGCGAGCUCCGUGCAGGAAGAACGACGAUGAUACCAGCUUCACCGAAGGCAUCACCAACGGAGGGGCCUGGUACAGCGUACCUGGAGGCAUGCAGGAUUUUAACUACCUAAGCAGUAACUGUUUUGAGAUAACUCUGGAGCUGAGCUGUGACAAGUUUCCUGCUGAAGACACACUGAAGACUUACUGGGAGGAGAACCGCAACUCACUGGUCAACUACAUAGAGCAGGUGCAUCGUGGUGUGAAAGGCUUUGUGCGUGACCUUCAGGGUGGAGCCAUCUUUAACGCCUCCAUCUCAGUGGAGGGCAUCGACCAUGACAUCACUACAGCUAAGGACGGAGACUACUGGCGUCUCCUGGCAGCAGGGAACUACAAGGUAUCUGCCUAUGCUCCAGGUUACUUGACUGUCAUCAAGAAGGUGGCUGUCCCCUACAGUCCUGCUAUUAGGGUGGACUUUGAGCUAGAGUCCUUAGUAGAGAGGAAGGAAGAGGAAAAGGAGGAGCUGAUGGACUGGUGGAAGAUGAUGUCAGAGACACUCAACUUCUGAACACUCUGAUUGGUCCAUAGGGCCACUGGCACGUCUGUGAUUGGUUGACAGGUUGAUUGACUUGUGCGUCUACAAAUGGGUGUACUAUAUUGUGUGUUGUCCCGCCCACUGUACAGGUCUUCUCUUAAUUGAAUUUUUCUGUCUUCAUUUAAUUUUGUUUAAUGGUUGAUGUUGUCAAGGGUUACCCCAUUCCAGGGAGCUCCAACCUUUUCUAGCAUGCGAUCUACUCAUUAUUUAUCUGGCUUUCCAUAGGCCCUCUUCUCCCCUGCAACUUUUCCUGGUCCUUAGUGAACAAGAGGAAGUAGGGCACUAUGUUGUCAACUCUUCCCUGGUCCUUAGUAUACUAGAGGAAGUAGGGCACUAUGUUGUCAACUCUUCCCCUGGGCCUUAGAGAGGAAGUAGGGCACUAUGUUGUCAACUCUUCCCUGGUCCUUAGAGAGGAAGUAGGGCACUAUGUUGUCAACUCUUCCCUGGUCCUUAGUGUACUAGAGGAAGUAGUGCACUAUGUUGUCAACUCUUCCCUGGUCCUUAGUAUACUAGAAGAAGUAGUGCACUAUGUUGUCAAUUCUUCCCUGGUCCUUAGUAUACUAGAGGAAGUAGUGCACUAUGUUGUCAACUCUUCCCUGGUCCUUAGUAUACUAGAGGAAGUAGUGCACUAUGUUGUCAACUCUCCCCUGUCAAUAUACCUAGUUAAUAAACAGCUCUAAGACCCUAUAACAUCUGUUGUUAUGUUUUCUGUCAAAAUACCUGUAUAAUAAACAGCUCUAAGGCCCUAUAAAAUCUGUUAUUAUGUUUUCUCAUUUUAUCUUUCUUGGAUUUAGGUUUUGUUUUUUACAUUAGAUUAAAUUAGAUUACAUUAGAUUAGUUCUGAGUCCAUGUCAAUGCUUAAAUCACAUAAUGAAAAAUAAAAGUAGGUUGAAGAAAUCAAA
Molecule: messenger RNA, 2400 nt
Organism: Oncorhynchus masou masou (cherry salmon)
Lineage: Eukaryota; Metazoa; Chordata; Actinopteri; Salmoniformes; Salmonidae
Product: carboxypeptidase E
Exons: 10
Coding region: 98-1471 (457 amino acids)
Biological process (GO): protein processing; peptide metabolic process
Molecular function (GO): metallocarboxypeptidase activity; zinc ion binding
Source: RefSeq, a predicted model, not a curated record